Molecule: messenger RNA, 1850 nt
Organism: Elgaria multicarinata webbii
Lineage: Eukaryota; Metazoa; Chordata; Lepidosauria; Squamata; Anguidae
Gene: TOM1L1
Product: target of myb1 like 1 membrane trafficking protein
Exons: 15
Coding region: 103-1521 (472 amino acids)
Biological process (GO): signal transduction
Cellular component (GO): membrane; endosome
Molecular function (GO): phosphatidylinositol binding; ubiquitin binding; clathrin binding
Source: RefSeq, a predicted model, not a curated record
UAAGAGCAAGCUGGCGAUCGCAGCUCGACAUCUCGGGGAUCGAAGCCGGAGAAGUUUGGCGACGCCGUUGCCCAGAGGGGAAGAAGGCGCUGGGGCGUAAGCAUGGCCUUUGGAAAGAGCCAGAAGGAUCCCUUCGGCACCGCCUUGGGCCACCUGAUAGAAAGAGCUACUUAUGGAGCACUGCAGACAGAGGAGUGGGGCCAGUUCAUGCACAUCUGUGACGUUAUCAACACCGUUGAGGAAGGACCUAAGGACGCAAUCAGAGCAUUACGAAAAAGGCUUUCCAAAAACUGCAAUCACGUCGAAAUUCGUCUUACCCUGUCUCUCCUCGAGAUGUGCAUGCAGAACUGUGGUCCAAACUUCCAGUCUCUGGUUGUGAGAAGGGAUUUCUGCAAAGACAGACUGGUAAAGCUGCUGAAUCCAAGGUUCAACUUGCCAGUCGAUAUGCAGGAGAAAAUCUUGACCUUCAUCAUGACCUGGUCCCGAGGAUUUCCAGGUGCUGUGGACGUGAGUGAAGUCAAAGAGGUUUACCUGGAGCUCCUCAAGAAAGGAGUUGAGUUUCCACUCCCUGAGACAAAGACGGGGACCACAAAGCCUUUGCUGCAGAGUUCGAAAAAGUCAUCGUAUGGCACCUCCACGAAGGGUUUAUCAGGUUCUCUCACCGCAUCUGCAGUCAUAACACUGAUUCCUGAGCAGAUUGGGAAGCUGUACAGUGAACUGGAUAUGGUAAAAAUGAAUGUGAGGGUCAUGUCAGCAAUACUGAAGGAAAAUGUCCCUGGAUCAGAAAAUCCAGAUGACAUGGAGCUUCUACAGAAGCUCUACAAGACCUGUCGGGUAAUGCAAGAGAGAAUCAUGGAAUUGCUAGCGACUGUGCAGAAUGAAGACGUGAUCACUGAACUGAUACAAGUGAAUGAAAAUCUGAAUAAUGUCCUACUGGGACACGAAAGGUUCUCUCGAAACAGAGUACGUUUCUUGGAGAAUCAGAGGAUUCAACACGAACGCACAGUGGUCAAUGCCAACCAGCCGUCUGCUCCUUCGUGUGAUCUCCUUGACCUUGAGUCGAGUGUUCCUGCUCCUGUGCCACUGCCCGGGGGAGCUGGCCCUGUGACUCCUCAGCCUUCAGAACUGAACGGCCAGUCAGUAAGUGCUGCUGUCCCAAGCCCCCAUCCCACUCAGCUGCCACUUUACCCUCAACUAAGUGCAUUCGCUACUACAAAUACUCCACAUUCCACGUUCACAGCAGAAGCACCAAACGCAUGCCAAAGCUUCCAAGGUGGCCAAACGUAUGUUAACGUAAACACAUAUUUAAAUCCCGUGCUUUUGCAUCCAGUAAGCCUUCAGAGCAAUGGUUCAAGAGAUGCGCCACCAGCAGACGUACCAAAAGACAUCUCACCACCUCCAAAUUAUUAUGAGCUAAUGGAAUUCGAUCCUCUGGCUCCCAGUGACAAAACAGAACCUAUUUAUGAAGAAAUUGAUGCCCACCUCUUCAAAGCAAGAGUUAAAAAUGACACCAGUUGCUAGAAGUAGAUGUCGAAGAGAACAAUUUAUACCAGCACUAGAAACUAUUUCGAUCACUCAAAACCUGUCAGUUAAGUGACAAACAAUUACUGGAUAGGUAGGAAAAUCUAUGUUUUGAAGAUUAUUUGGAUUUAUCAGACCAUUCAGCUGAGGCCACUUAAAAUCUAAGAUGCCUGUCCUGCAUACUUUCCCUUAAGUGCAUUACAUUAAGUUCAAGUAAUCGUUGAGAGUGCAAGGUUCUACUUGUGCAUACUUUGGACCAAACUGUACAAAUUUAUAAAGCGUGUUUUCCAGAAAUUAAUUCUUCUAAGAAGCAUGAUACCAUAUCAUAA